AUGGAGUUCAGCUUUAAGCUGGUGAGUUCUUUCUGGACUUACGGGUCGGCGAAGGCCUCCGGAGACUACCGCUUCGAGCUCACCUACGAACUGCCCAACCAGCUCCUCCGCCGCCGACGCAAGCGCAGUCUGGUGGACGAAAGAGUCUCUGUUUACGCUCUGCUCGGCGACUCGCUCUCCAAGGCAGGUUUGGAUGGCGAGGCAUGCAUGUUAAGGGCUGUGUGUGAAGUAGGUGAAUCCCCCUUGGAAGAAUAUGGAAUGUUUGGGGAAUUCCUUAACCUUAUAUUCACGCCAGGUUUCGGGGCGGAUGGCAACCACCACGACUUCAUCGAGGCGGAAGACUACGGCAGGAGCUACGGCAACUGCUGGUCUGCCUUUCCUGACUGCCCAAUGUCGAUGAGGGAAAUGCUUCACGAGUUCUUCUUAAAUAACGCAGAUAUCCCUACAAAGAAAAAAUAGUUUUACGGUUUCUUUGAUUCGUGUCACGCCGUUCCAUGUAUAUU
Penaeus monodon (black tiger shrimp) is the source of this 503-nucleotide messenger RNA. RefSeq lists its product as uncharacterized. Lineage: Eukaryota; Metazoa; Arthropoda; Malacostraca; Decapoda; Penaeidae. The record is from RefSeq and is a predicted model, not a curated record. The coding region runs from base 1 to 459 and encodes 152 amino acids. The transcript has 4 exons.